This is a messenger RNA of Danio aesculapii, 3466 nucleotides long. RefSeq names its product empty spiracles homeobox 1 (gene emx1). Bases 231 to 926 code for a protein of 231 amino acids. Lineage: Eukaryota; Metazoa; Chordata; Actinopteri; Cypriniformes; Danionidae. The record is from RefSeq and is a predicted model, not a curated record. The transcript has 3 exons. Gene Ontology annotation, biological process: central nervous system development; regulation of DNA-templated transcription; neuron differentiation. Gene Ontology annotation, molecular function: DNA-binding transcription factor activity, RNA polymerase II-specific; DNA binding.
UUUAUUCUCACUUUUCCUUUCGUGAUUUGUGGACACCAGUGGAUCGAUGGAUAGAGUAAUUGGCAGAAAUAGGGGUUAUUAAAGUGUUUCAUAUUUAGGUUUUAUCUGACUUCACUACAAUGUCCUUCUAAUAAACAACUUCUGACAUAGGUCAUUCCAGGAAAUCUGAAAGGACGUGAAGGUGAGCCUCUCUCAACAGCUGGACUCUACUGGUCAUUCCGUCACGGACAAUGUUCUCGGCAACGGGGAAGCGCUGUUUUACCAUUGAGUCUCUGGUGGCGAAGGAAAGCCCCAUAACACCUGAAGAUCCUAUUCGCCCAACCGCCCUAAGCUACUCGGCGCCCGCUGACAGUUUUCUUAACGGGUACCAAAACCCUGCAGGCCGCGCGCUCUAUCCAAACCCCGAGCUGGUGUUUUCGGAGACUGUGAACCAUGCACCUCUCGGCAUGCACCCACACCAGCUCGGUAGCACACACCUCCAGCACCCACACUUCUUUGGAACGCAACAUCGUGAACCACUGAAUUUCUACCCUUGGGUCCUAAGGAACAGGUUUUUUGGACAUCGGUUUCAAGGGAACGAUGUCUCACAGGACACGCUGCUACUACAUGGACCGUUCGCAAGGAAGCCUAAACGGAUCCGCACCGCGUUCUCACCGUCUCAGCUGCUGCGCCUGGAGCGCGCCUUCGAGAAGAACCAUUAUGUUGUCGGAGCAGAACGGAAACAGCUCGCAAACAGCCUCAGUCUAUCUGAGACGCAGGUGAAAGUUUGGUUCCAGAACCGCAGGACCAAGUAUAAGAGGCAGAAGCUGGAGGAAGAGGGUCCGGAGUGCACACAGAAGAAGAAAGGAAACCACCACAUUAACCGCUGGAGGAUUGCCACCAAACAGACCGGAUCUGAGGACAUAGAUGUCAUGUCUGAUGCUUAAGGCCAACCUAAACACUGCCCAAAUGAACACACAAGACCAAGAAAAUCACUAUUUAUUUAAUGUUAUUAGUCACGAUAUUUCAGAUUCUAAACAUUUAACCUUAAAUAACCGCAGAGGACCUGACCACGUGUGUAUGAUAAUUAUGAGUUGAUGAAUUUAAAGUCAGCAAGUUACGCAGGACCCAACACUAUAGCUGAUUAACAUACCUCUUUUGGAGUUAUCCAAUGUUUGAGACAUGUGACACCCGUAAGAAGAGAAUCCUCUUAUAGUCUAUAUGUUUUUGCCACUUUUUGUUUUUGGGAAAUGCAUCUAAAUGUAAAAAAGUAAAUUUUCACAAAAUAUUAUUUAAAAUUGAGCUCUUUUUGUUGUUUUUAUUUGGGUUCCACAUUAUAUUAGGUGUCUUCAACUAUUGCUUCUAUACAACAUCAGUUUGGUUAAGUAUCCUUCGUACCACUGACCUACAAGUAUAAAAAUAUAGUUUUACAAACAGUUUUGAGUAUUAAAUUAAGCAUUAAUAAUGAUAAUUAACAAUGAAAUAAAACAGCUGGAAUCAUUUUAAAAGCAUUUUCCCACCGAUGAACAACAAAAUCAUUGUCAGCCAAUCAGAAUCCAUUCUGAUUUAAGAAACCUAGGCAUUUAAAACGCCAGACAAAACAACUUAUGACAAACAUCAUCCUCUGUUGUGGAUAGAUUUCCCUAUUAAGUUCUUGGUCAGAUUGGCUUUUAGAAAUCCUUUUAUGGCGUCCAAAAUGUGUAAAAUAUAGGCUACAAAUAACCCAACCAUUUUAGACCAUUUUGAGGGAUGUAAACAAUAACAAUAACCCUAAUCUAUUUCCUGUUUUAGAUUUUUAAUUUCCACAACUUCCGAGAAUCUAAAAAGAGCCACAUAUUGAUAAAUAAUGUUAUGAGUUUUUUUAUGUUAACAUAUGAUUGAAUUGCAUUGAAUUGCCUCUUGUUACGGUUAUGAAAUAGUUUGACAACAAGCAGGAAGUGUUCAUGGGCCAAUGGCAUCAUCACAUUAAAUUGUUCUAUAAUAAAACUAAAAUAAGAAAUAUGUUGAACAUAUAGCUUAAAUGAAUAACCCAAGCGAUUCUCCAUGUUUGAAGCAAAUUUUGUGCAAAACAACCCCACAUUUUUAUUUUCUACAAUGAUUGAACCAAGUACAGCUAUUAUAAUUAGGGUUUAGGCUAGUUUAGUGAAUAGUAGAUGUGACCCGUAAAAAUGACAUGGUGUUCCUAUUGAUCACUAUCAUCAAUAUUUUGCAAAACAAUAGCCUAGCUGAUAUUGAGGUGAAAAUGGUUAAGGUUAAAGACAGGUUGUGUUAUGGCUAUAGGUUAAAAGCGGUAAAGUGUCAAGGUCUGUGUCACUUUAGGGACAUCAAUAACAACCACAAUACACAGUUAUUUCAAUCAAUUAAUUUAAAAGUCAGCACAAAGUUGAUGACACAUAAUAUACAGUGGAUCCAAACUUUGCUUUAAAUGACAUUUUCUUAAUUUCAAAAUUGCUGGCUAAAAUGAAGUUUCAGAUGCUUUAAGAUAUGCUGAUGUAAUUGGUCCAGUUUUGUUGUUAUUGUAAUAACUAUCUGAGAUGACAGUAGCAACUAGCUUGAAAUAAUUUAAGUGGCGAGGAAUCAGUUUACCAACUAGUUUUAACAUGAGCCAUCCUGAAUCGACAGCAUAGAGGCAAUGGUGUAUGUGUCAAUGUAAAUAAUGGUCUCUAAAGGAGUGUAUAGGCUUGAGUGUGUGUGUGUGUGUGUGUGUGUGUGUGUGUCAGAAAGAGAGAGAGAGAGAGAGAGAGAGAGAGAUUGCGCGCUGUCAUUCAGUAGGCUUAACUGGUAAAUGGUUUCUAUGUAAGAGCUCCUUGAUAAUAAACAAAAGCUGAAUGUUUGCCAAUUUACACAUUAGUUCAUUUAUAGUGUUCAUUCACCAAAUUUUCAAGAAAAAAACUUGAUCAAAAUGCCCAUAAUUAAUAAAGAUGUUUCAGAGACAAACCUCAUUACUUGCUCACACCUUGUCAUAUAAAUUUUUUUUUCACUUUAGUGAUUGUAAAUGACUAUUUACCCUUAUAAAAUGUUCGCACAUACUAAUACGCAGUUGGCUACUUUCUUUUCAUCUCGCCACGUCAACUUCCUGUCAAAAGAAACAGAGGAACAUCAUGUUAAACACCCUCAGGAGACCUUUGACCUCAACAUAUGACCCUGAGCCUGCAGUGUGAGCAGGGGUUGUGAGAGUGAAAUGCACAGACUGAUGACACCAGAGUAUCACUGUCAAGUACGACAGGAGCAUAUUGAGACAAGGUGAAAAAGAUUGUUGUGGUGGGUUUUGUUUUGAGGCCAUCAGAUAUCCAAUCCACUGUGCAGGUGCACACAUCACAUCCUCAGCAGCUUUACAUCACACAUUCCAGACAUUCCCCAUCAGCACUCUUUCCUCAGUGAGAACAGCAAAGAUACAGAAGAAAAGAAGAGAGUUUGUAAGAGUUAAGGUCAAGUUUAAAGCCCUAAUAGUCCAGUUUGAACCACAAUUAUAACAACACUGUAAAAA